CAAGAUCCAAGGUAUAAUCCAAAAUAGCGUGGUUGGCUACGAUUCCUUCGUAUCAGCACCUAAAUUGUAUCCUAACAACAAGGGAACAACUCAACAACACAGCUCUAAAAAGCUGCGUGAAUUGAAAGCGUGGAGCUUCGCAUUUUGGGCAAGAACGAUGCCAGCACUCGCUACAUCCCUUCAUCUCUUCCCCAAUAAUCCAAUUUUACGAACGAAGCCAUAUUUCCCCAAUUUUUCUUCAACAAUCCCAUUUGGGUUCUCCGCUUCAUCAAGUUCUUACCCAAUCAACAGCAAUUCUUCUUUAUCUUUCGUCGCUCCUCUCGAAGCAAUACUUUUCGACAUUGAUGGAACUCUCUGUGACUCCGAUCCUCUCCAUUUCUACGCCUUUCGUGAUAUGCUACAAGAGAUAGGAUUUAAUGACGGAUCACCCAUCGAUGAGGAUUUCUUCAUAAAUAACAUUAGUGGGAAGCAUAACGAAGAGCUUUGUCGUGUUCUUCUCCCAGAUUGGGAGUUCGAAAAAGCCAUGAAUUUCAUGGUUGAUAAGGAAGCUUUGUUUCGAAGAUUGGCAGCCGAACAAUUGGAACCAAUAAGCGGGCUUGAAAAUUUAUGCAAAUGGGUAGAAGAUCUGGGCCUAAAACGGGCUGCUGUAACAAACGCCCCAAGAUCAAACGCUGAAUUAUUAAUCUCAAUGCUUAACCUUCAAGAUUUCUUUGAAGUUAUUGUUUUAGCUGAAGAAUGUGCAAGACCAAAACCUUUUCCUGAUCCUUACCUCAAAGCUCUAAAUGCACUUAAAGUUGCCCCAAAUCAUACGUUUGUGUUUGAGGAUUCUGUUUCUGGGAUUAAAGCAGCUAAUGGAGCUGGGAUGGCGGCAGUUGGCAUGGCUACUAGAAACCCUGAAAAAAUGCUACUUGAUGCUGGGGCAACCCUUGUUAUCAAGGAUUACAAUGAACCCAAAUUGUGGGAAAAUUUGGAGAGGGUAGUAAAGGAGAAGUUGCCUCUUUGAUCCAAGUCAAAUAUAUAAAAAAGAGUGUAAAAAUUAAAGAGUUUGUAUAGUAGUUGGUUACUCCAUUGAAGAACAAUUUGUUUUACACAUGAUUAAUUGAAAGGGUAAAUGACACAAAUGCCUUACGAACUUUUUA
Lactuca sativa (garden lettuce) is the source of this 1139-nucleotide messenger RNA. RefSeq names its product haloacid dehalogenase-like hydrolase domain-containing protein Sgpp. Lineage: Eukaryota; Viridiplantae; Streptophyta; Magnoliopsida; Asterales; Asteraceae. The record is from RefSeq and is a predicted model, not a curated record.